Molecule: messenger RNA, 1202 nt
Organism: Ilyonectria robusta
Lineage: Eukaryota; Fungi; Ascomycota; Sordariomycetes; Hypocreales; Nectriaceae
Product: HSP20-like chaperone
Exons: 2
Coding region: 241-930 (229 amino acids)
Biological process (GO): protein complex oligomerization; response to heat; protein folding
Source: RefSeq, a predicted model, not a curated record
GUCAGUAUCACAACAAAACACGUCAGUAUGUGUUUUUCCUGCGUGAUUCUGUCUGGACUGGGUUAUUCAGGUACGUUCUAGAUACGCCGUUGCCAGGUUUUAUGAGCUUUGCGAAGACGUAGGAACCUUCGAUCUGAUGUCCACUCUAUCAACCGACCGAGUAUAAAGCAAUACAUCACAUCCUUAUCAACUCGAAUCGUUUCAUCCUCCGCAACACACACAGCAAGCAACAAUAAUCAAAUGAGCAAACUUCUUUUGUAUAGCUGCAGAUCAACUCUUCCUCGAACACUUUCACGAAACCUGAAGCACCUUGUUCUCAAGCCUACUAUCAACCAAACACGCAAAAUGGCUUUCUUCCCGCGAAGUCUCGCCGACCCCGACACCUCUUUCACUCCCCUCUUCCGUCUUCUGGACGACUUUGAUAACUACUCUCGCCAGGGAGUAAGCGGCCGUCGCACUGAUAUGCCCAGCUGGCAGCCCAAAUUUGACGUCUGCGAGACCGGGGAAGCAUAUGAGCUUCAUGGAGAGCUCCCUGGCAUCAACAAGGAGGAUGUCCACAUCGAGUUCACCGAGCCCCAGUCUAUGCUCAUCCGUGGCAGGACUGAGCGCACCUACACUGCCGGUACUCCUCCUGCAGGCCUCAUCGAGGGCACUACCAGGGGCGGUGCCAUUACCGAGGGUGACAAGGAGAGCAAGAAGGCCAGUGAGGCCGGCACUGAGGCUGCUGAGAAGGAAAUGUCCAAGACCAAGAAGUCUGACAAGGCUAAGUACUGGCUCUCCGAGCGCAGCGUCGGCGAGUUUUCUCGCAGCUUCAACUUCCCUACUCAGGUCGAUCAGGAAUCGGUGACCGCAAACUUCAAGGACGGCAUCCUCAAAAUUCUGGUCCCGAAGGCUAAGAAGCACGAGUCAAAGCGCAUCGCUAUCAGUUAAGCAAUCAACGGCAGCUUCCAAGCCAUGACAGCUUUGCGCUAUUUUCUAAUCUUCUCAAGAUCAAGAAUGUUAACGACUGAGGUUUCUAUUAUAGACCGGUCUUUACUGAGAUUGUCAAUACAUUGAAUAUCGACGAUUUACCUUGCUUUGCUAAUAUGAUGCUUGCGCUCUUUUAUAUUACAAUAGCAAGAUAGUAAUCCACGAAAUCAACGAAAUGUGCAACGACGAUUCGGUCGGAUCUGCAGUCCGAAGAAUUUGGCAUCUACAUCCAG